Zymoseptoria tritici IPO323 is the source of this 1398-nucleotide messenger RNA. RefSeq lists its product as uncharacterized. The transcript is spliced from 3 exons. The record is from RefSeq and is a predicted model, not a curated record. The coding region runs from base 126 to 1241 and encodes 371 amino acids. Lineage: Eukaryota; Fungi; Ascomycota; Dothideomycetes; Mycosphaerellales; Mycosphaerellaceae. Gene Ontology annotation, molecular function: oxidoreductase activity, acting on NAD(P)H, oxygen as acceptor. Gene Ontology annotation, cellular component: intracellular anatomical structure.
CACAACUUCUCAACACCAACUUGUCUCACACAACAACCUUCAACGACUCGCCCUUCCUUACACUCGACGCAUAACUUCGAGUACUCUGCCUCUUCCACACCACACACUCGAACACCACCAUCAUCAUGUUCAAGUCCAGCCUGCUCCGUCAGGCAUCGCGAGCUACCAGCUCCGCCGCCGUCCGCCAACCCUCCACCGCCUUCAUCACACGCACUGCCACACGCGGUCUGCGCACCACACCCGCCGUCCGCGAGAAAGAUGACAAGAGCGCCCUCGACAACCUCGACGAGUACUCGACCGCCGGCAAGCCCGGAGCUUUCGAACACGAAGGACAAUUCUCGCGCACAGACAACACAAUUCGCAUGGAGCACCCAGAGGAGGCCGACAUGCCGAGCUCAGCGCCCGUGCAGGGUCGUGGUGGCUUCCAUUUCCGCCGCACUCUUGCUACCUUCAGCUUGGAGGGUCGCGUCGGUGUGGUCACCGGUGGUGCUCGUGGACUCGGUCUGGUCAUGAGCCAGGCUUUGGUGAUCAGUGGUGCCGACGUGGCCAUUGUCGAUCUCAACAAGGAUGAGGGUCAGAGGCAGGCCGAACUCCUGAUGGAGACCUUCCGCAAGGAGAACCCGGGUUCCGUGAACGUGCCAAAGGUGACCGCCCACUACUGCGACGUGUCUUCGCCAGACUCCGUCAACCACGCCAUGGCCGAGAUUCUCAAGGAUCACGGUAAAGUCGACCACCUCGUCACUUCCGCUGGCUUCACCGAGAACUUCGACGCUAUCGAGUACCCACACGACCGCAUGCAGAAGCUUUGGGGCGUCAACGUCGAUGGCACAUACAUCUGGUCUUGCACCGUGGCCAAGCACCUCAUGGAGCGCAAGGCUUCCGGCAGCGUGGUGAUGAUUGGCAGCAUGUCUGGCGCCAUCGUCAACGUCCCUCAGCCACAGGCUCCCUACAACGCGGCCAAGGCUGCUGUCCGCCAUCUCGCCAGCUCGCUCGCAGUCGAGUGGGCUCACGCCGGCAUUCGUGUCAACUGCAUCUCUCCUGGCUACAUGCUCACUGCACUCACCAAGAAGAUCCUCGACGACAACCCCGAGCUCGCCAACAAGUGGACCAGCCUCAUCCCACAGGGCAAGAUGGGUCGCCCAGAAGACCUGAUGGGCGCCGUGACCUUCCUCCUCAGCGACGCCGCCGGAUACGUGACCGGCGCCGAUCUCCGUGUUGACGGUGGAUACACCGUCACCUAGAUCAUUCGGGCCAUUGAGUGGAAAGAUUUGCAUGCGACACGAUACAGGCUAGAAGGAUUGGAAGCGAACGAUAGCCUUCGGAGAAAACGCUCUGCACAGAGCGGGAUAGAGGCGAAUUUGAUGACAAAAAGAUCAUUGGCGUAACAGGCGCAAAGGG